This is a messenger RNA of Phyllostomus hastatus (greater spear-nosed bat), 789 nucleotides long. It is a transcript of the gene EFCAB9, whose product is annotated as EF-hand calcium binding domain 9. Gene Ontology annotation, cellular component: sperm principal piece; cytoplasm. Gene Ontology annotation, molecular function: calcium ion sensor activity. The record is from RefSeq and is a predicted model, not a curated record. The transcript is spliced from 5 exons. NCBI's taxonomy places the organism in Eukaryota, Metazoa, Chordata, Mammalia, Chiroptera, Phyllostomidae. Gene Ontology annotation, biological process: flagellated sperm motility; sperm capacitation. Bases 1 to 789 code for a protein of 262 amino acids.
AUGACGCUGAGACAGGGGUCCUUCCUGUGGUACCUCUACCUGGACAAGCUGUACUGCCUGCUGUCCGUGAGAAACGUGCGGGCCUUGGUGGAGUACUUCCGCCUCCUCGACGUGCACCGCAACAACACCCUGAACGAUGUGCUGUUCUACCACUUUCUUCACCACGUGACCAACUGGAACCGCAGACAGAUCAUGAGCGUGUUCGACAUGCUGGACUGGGAGGCCAUGGGCGAGAUCGGUUUCGACCAGUUCUACGUGCUGGUCUGCAUACUGCUGGCCCAGCAGAACCACCUGGAAGAGCAGUUCAUCUACCGCCACUCCCGGCCGGUGUUCGAGCUGCUGGACCUGGACGGGGAGCUGAAGAUCGGCGCGGAGAACUUCCGCAUGUACAACUUCCUCUUCCACAUCAAGAAGCAGGAGUUACGGGACUUCUAUCGCGACCUGGACAUCACGGGGGACCGUCGUCUUAAUUACAAGGAAUUUAAGCUGUUUACCAUCUUCACCAUGGACAAGUACCAGGAGAAGCAGAAAGUGGAGAUGGAAGAGAAGGAGAGGGAGGAGGAGGAGAAGGCUCUGCUGAAAAAGGAGACGUCCCUCGAAGUGUACGUGACCCCGAAAGACAGUCUCCGUGGAGUGAAGGAACCCGAGAGUAGAGUGGGCCUGAGCGGCGGGUGCGAGCAGCAGCAGCAGCAGCUGGGCAUGGGACCAGUAGGCUACACUGAGGAGGUGACUGCAGUGUCCGCCCAGGACCACGGGACUGGGCCCUCCACAGUCUCUAUCAGCCACUAA